AACUUCCUCCUGUAAACUUGGACGGUUUAUUCGGUAUUUGCAGUUGUAUUUCUGAUGUUGAUGCAUGUUUUUCUUUGGACUUUUUGAAUUGAAAAUGAAGGUGAAACCAGCCAUGUUUGCUUGCUUGGUGCUCUUACAUAAACUAGAUGCUAGAGGUUUACUACACGGUAAUGCAGCCUGAUGUGAUCCUGACUGUGACUCUCUGCACAAAUCCUCCUGACAAAAGUCGAUGUUGGGUCGUGGCGUGAAGCGGAAGUGGAGCUGCUUGGAGGAGCUGGAGGCCGAGUCCGUCGCUGCUGCGGUGACGGAGGAGAAGCAGCAGGAUGUGGAGGAUCACAGGGAGGAUGAGAGCGGGCUCCUUGUGGGUCCGCCCAAAUCCGACAUGAGCCACCUGCAGCAGCGUCAGCGGGUGCUCGGCCUCUGUUUGGAGAAGCUGCAGCGCUACCAGGCCGGGAUGGAGCUCAGCCUGCGCCGCUCCGUUCUCCUCAUCAACACGCUCAGGCAGAUCCAGGAGGACAUGCGGAGCGACGUGGCGGGGACCUGCACCCCGGACGUGCUCCUCAACGGCGUCCACCCUGACUCCUGUCUUCUCAGGGACGCCAUCAGGGAGGACAUGCCGGUUACGUGCCCCGGGUGCGCAGAGGGUGACGGGGAAAGCCUUUCUCCGCCUCUGUCCCCAGAACUCUCUUCUCAGGACGCGAACAUCUCGCCUGACCAGCAGAAACCGCUGCCCGCCGCGACAAUCAAUACUUUUAGUGAUGCAGUAAACGCCAUGGGCUACCUCAGCGACCUCGCCCUGGACGACAUCUUCGAGGACAUUGACACAUCCAUGUACGAGACGUCGGACCUGCCCGCAGCCUGGGCGACGGGCUCCCUGUGGCCCGUCAGUGUGUCGCUCUGGGCGGACGAGGACGUGAAAAUGCGUCCAACGGGCCACAACUCCGCUGGGAGUCUCCAGUCGUGUCUGAUGGACCUGAAUGAGCUGGACCACAUCAUGGAGAUUCUAGUAAAGUCCUGAUCCCCCCCCCCCCCUCCCCCCAACAUGAACUCCUGAACAUUUACUGUACUCAAUGAAUUAAAGGAUUGAGGCGUCUGAUCGCAGCUGACGGUGGAUUUUUAAGGCUCCAUCUGACAUUUUGGUUGAAAAUGUGUUUUAGGUAGAAUAAUCACAUGUAACUCAUUUAAAA
This is a messenger RNA of Thunnus maccoyii (southern bluefin tuna), 1187 nucleotides long. RefSeq lists its product as uncharacterized. The transcript is spliced from 2 exons. The record is from RefSeq and is a predicted model, not a curated record. Lineage: Eukaryota; Metazoa; Chordata; Actinopteri; Scombriformes; Scombridae. Gene Ontology annotation, molecular function: transcription regulator activity. Gene Ontology annotation, cellular component: nucleus. Bases 230 to 1018 code for a protein of 262 amino acids.